GUGACCUUUAUCUUUCUCAACUUCACUAUAGCGUUUACAUUAGCCCUGUUAGGAACUCUCAUAUUCCGGUCCCACCUAAUAUCAACCCUACUUUGUAUAGAAGGCAUAAUACUAUCCCUGUUCAUUAUUAUCUCUAUAUCAAUCCUAAACUCCAACUCAAUAAUUUCCUUCCCUAUACCUAUCAUUAUUCUAGUCUUCGCUGCAUGCGAAGCAGCCGUAGGUCUCGCACUUCUAGUUAAAAUUUCAAACAUAUAUGGUACAGACCAUGUUCAAAACCUCAACCUACUGCAAUGCUAA
This is a messenger RNA of Psammomys obesus (fat sand rat), 297 nucleotides long. The record is from the annotation of a RefSeq genome assembly. Lineage: Eukaryota; Metazoa; Chordata; Mammalia; Rodentia; Muridae.